Messenger RNA from Periophthalmus magnuspinnatus, 4312 nucleotides. RefSeq names its product neuronal PAS domain protein 1 (gene npas1). Gene Ontology annotation, biological process: regulation of transcription by RNA polymerase II. The record is from RefSeq and is a predicted model, not a curated record. The transcript is spliced from 13 exons. Bases 438 to 2804 code for a protein of 788 amino acids. Gene Ontology annotation, molecular function: RNA polymerase II transcription regulatory region sequence-specific DNA binding; DNA-binding transcription factor activity, RNA polymerase II-specific; protein dimerization activity. Lineage: Eukaryota; Metazoa; Chordata; Actinopteri; Gobiiformes; Gobiidae.
GCACAGACAACCGGUGCGCGCGGUGGCUUUCCCAAGAGGAAAUGAAAAGAGCGCUGCAAGGAGAGUAGUGAAUGAGCGGGAAGAGAGAGAGGAGAGAGACGAGGAGAGCUGGGGCGUGCGAUGCCGGCUGGAGCGAGCGAGAGAGGAGAGGAGGAGAGAGAGAGGAUUCACACACUGCCGGGGUCCUAAUCCGAGUCCAUCUCCGAAGAGCAGUGUUGGAGAAGAUCAGAGACGGAGCUCAAGUGGGGUUUCUGCUGGAAGAGUUGGGAUUGGAGAAGGCGGACUGGACGGGACAGAGACCAGCGAAAGAAACUGGAAAGUGGAUAAGAGCAACAGCGGCAGCUUGGAAAGAAAUGUCAGACAGGUUUGAUUCCGUUGCAUUCCCAGCCAAUCAGAGCCUUCGUUAGCACGGGCGUUGGCGAGUAAUUGGGAGAAGGAUGGCGACCAUGCCAUUUGUUAGUGAGGGGAAGUGCGUGAGCGUGGAGUGGGAUUUCCUACAAGGACUUCUGGCCAAGCCUCCCACCCUGCCAUGUCUCCAGAACCUGCGUAAAGAGAAGUCUCGUAAUGCAGCUCGUUCGCGGCGGGGCAAGGAGAACUUUGAGUUCUUUGAGUUGGCCAAAAUGCUGCCAUUGCCAGGCGCCAUCACCAGUCAACUGGACAAGGCCUCUGUCAUCCGGCUUACCAUCAGCUACCUGCACAUGCGCACCUUUGCCAGCCAGGGAGAUCCGCCCUGGAGCCCCCUUCUGGAGGGCGAUAACAACUGCAGCAAAGUAAGACGAUCAUCUCACUCUCUGGCCACUGACAUGUUUGAGCAGCACUUAGGAGCACACCUCCUUCAGUCUCUGGACGGCUUUGUGUUUGUGGUCAGCCAGGAGGGCCGCUUCCUUUACAUCUCAGAGACCGUUUCCAUCUACCUGGGCCUCUCACAGGUGGAGCUAACCGGCAGCAGUGUGUUUGACUACAUCCACCCGGCGGACCACGUGGAGAUGGCCGAGCGGCUGGGGAUCAGGCCUCAUCUGCGAGCAGAGGCGGGCUGCCACACAGCCCCUGAGAGUGCCUCCAGUUCCGCCUCCACGUCCUCUUUAGCCGGCACUCCCGAACCUGCUCCAUCGAGUCCCCACUCCCACUCGGCCGAUGACCCGCCCGACCGUGGCUUCUUCAUCCGAAUGAAGUCUACCCUGACCAAAAGAGGACUGCAUGUGAAGUCAUCAGGAUACAAGGUAAUCCACGUGACAGGCCGGAUCCGCUGUCGUCCAUCUUUGGUCCCAGGCUCGUCUCGGUCGGUGAGGCGUCCGAUGGGUUUAGUGGCGUUGGCACACACCCUCCCCCCCUCCACGCUCAAUGAAGUGCGCAUGGAGAGUCAUAUGUUCGUCUUCCGAGUCAACAUGGACCUACAGAUCACAUAUUGUGAAAACAGAAUCUCAGAGUAUAUGGAUCUAACUCCUGCAGAAGUUGUGGGUCAUACGUGUUACCACUUUGUCCAUGUAGAAGACCUGGAAAACCUCCGACAGAGCCAUGAGGACUUGCUGAGGAAAGGCCAGGUGGUUACAGGUUACUACCGCUGGCUGCAGAGGCGAGGGGGCUACUUGUGGAUUCAGUCCACCGCCACAGUGUCCAUCAAUCACAAAGCCCCCCACGAACGCAACGUCAUCUGGGUCAACGUGGUUCUCAGUCGGACAGAGUUGCCUGACACACCCCUUGAUUUGCUGCAGCUACCGGAGAGCGUUCGGGCUGAGCGACUUCGCGUUAGCUCCUCUCCCUCUGACAGCUCCCCACAGGCUCGAAGUGCACAACCAGCUAAAGGUCCAACAGCAAAGAGUGACACAGAAAGUAAAACCAGGGAGAAGUUCCCGACCGCUGCAGUGCAGUCAGAGGAGCGGAGGAAGCGUCUGCUGAGGUCCGAGCCUGAGGGAGCUCCACCAGAGAGUAGACGUCGAUUAGAAGAGGCUCGGCAGGCGGAGGAGAGCGUGUCUGCCUCGUCUGACCUGGCCAGUGAGAGCGAGGGAGAGGAAGAUGAAGAGGUGGAAUGGGACAGUGACAGGCUCAAGGAGGAGGGCAGGGGGGGCGGUAAACACAGUAGGGCCGGAGAGAGCGCAGGACGAGGGGCCAGCUCUGGGGGGCGGGCGCACAAUGGCCGCGCAGUCAUCCAGCAGCUCAAGAGUGUGGUGACUCCUGCCCCUCUGCCUGGCAGCCCCAGCAUUAAGACUGAACAUGAGGCUUUGAGUGCUCGCUGGAGCUCCACCUCACACCCCUCACAGCCCCCACAUACCACCUCCUCCAACAGUCUGAACGGAGACAGCCCCACCACGCCCGUCCCAGACUCCUCGUCCAGCAGUGAAGCCCCCACCAAGGGUUUGUUCACUCCCCCGUCCCCCACCCUGUCCCCUCCUAUGUCUGUGUCAUCUCCCCGGGAGGACAGAGGGUCCAUCGGCCGUGGUAGUGCUGGAGGCCCGGACUUUGACUUGUUGCAGAGACUAGCGGCAGGUGGAGCAGCGGCAGGGCGGGUGCUCUUCCACCCCUUGGCUCUAGGACCCCAGGGUCCACAGAGUCUUUAUGCCCCUAGCACUAUCCGUUACGCCCCUCCUGAGCUGCCCCCGUCCCACCACCACAACACAGCGCACGACGGGCUGCAGCUACGCUCUGACCACCACAAGGGACCUCCUCCGUCCUUUUUCCCCCAUCUGCAGAGGCUGGCGGGGCUGCCACCUUUCAGCGGAUUCUCUCCAUCCGACAGCCCCUUCCCCUCUGGACUGCCCUUCUGUAUGAAUGGACUGAGGGGGGCCGCGGGCUCCGAGGAGGACUGAGACCACUGAAUAUACAAGAGACAAAGACGUGCUGACCUUAAAAAGGCAGCGCGGACAGUAAACAGACAUUAAACCUCAAAGGAUUUGACUAAUUGGAUGAUAGGCUGAAUAACCACAAUCCAAAGUGACGGACAAGUGGCUGCCAUAGGGAAUCCAACAGAGUGACUCUCAGAGAAAACUUGUGACUGAAUGUCCCACAGACUCCUCAAGCUACAGUAAUGACCAGUGUUGAUUCCGUCUCUUCCACUCAGAGAAGCCAUAAUGUAAAUAGAAAAGAACCAUAAAGAUCCUCAACUCACACCGUGUGUCACUUCAAUGACUAUUAACUCUAAAAUGGACACUUGUCUGUGGAAAGGAACACAAAAUAGACUUUGAAUGUUUUUAUUAUUGCAGUAUUAAACCAAUCAUCUCUUGGGAUCAAGGUAAGAAUUUGACAAUAAUAUUUACUAAAAGUAAAAUAAAAUAAAAAAAUAACCCUUGUUUUUUACAAAUAUUCAUAAGGAAAAAAACAAUGUAGUCAUUAACCAGCCAUAACUAAAGCACAUUGUGGGGGACUUCAGUAUAAAUAACAUGGUCCCAUACAUUCCAUAAUCUUUGGGAAGAAAUGCAAUGCUGACAGAAAACUGUUUUGAUUUUUUUCUUUUUAUCUAACUAUGAAUUAUAGUAUAUUCUGUAAAAUGGAGCAAAUGUGUUUGUGUAAGAAAGCCAUAUUGUUGUUGAUGUUUUAACGUUUGUAUUGUUUUUCACUUAAUGAAACAGAAUGUUGAAGAUAGUUUGAAAAACUUUGUUUUAACGGAUGCACAAUUUUGCCGAGUACCUUUUUACUAUUCUCUUUGGGCACAUUUUUUUUUUUCCUAGACAGAGUUUGAUAUGAUUUUAAAGCUGUGUUUUUCCGAGCACUUACUAAAAUAUGUUGUGUUAUUAUGAUGAACUAAAAGCACUUCAGAACUUGAACACACUGGAUAUGACCCUGCUUAAACUGAAAUAAUCUGACCACUGCUAAUACAGAGGACAUAGGGAGAUGUGGUCAUUUAUGUAAAAAAGCAAAAACAAACAAAAAAAAUAAACAUGCAGUCAUAAUGUAGUGACCAUCAGAGGUCAAAAAUGUUGACAAUUAUUUUGAGGGAUUCUGAUCAUGUCAGUCUCCUGGAAAUAAAUGCAAAUUUGGACAGAAAAUAUUCUAAAUUGUAUUUAGAUGUGUUCUUUUCAUUUGAAAUUGUUUUCACUUUACAGCAACAGUGUAGAUGCACAUCUACAGAAACGUAACAUUUAAAAUGAUCUGUAAUAUUAGCAGUAACAUUUUGUCAUUGUUUUAAUGCAUUGAAUAGUUACUCUGUGGCACUUUUGAAUGAAAAACCUUGAGUAAGUUUUUCAGACCCACCUGAUCCCACUCUGCUCUAGGUCUAUUUUAAAAUAGUCACUUUGACAGUAUGGUUUUAGUAUGGACAUUAUAAGGUGUGAACUGAAAACCUGUUUGUCUAAUGUCUGUAAAGAAAGAGAAACUAGUU